Labrus bergylta (ballan wrasse) is the source of this 3363-nucleotide messenger RNA. RefSeq names its product adherens junctions associated protein 1 (gene ajap1). NCBI's taxonomy places the organism in Eukaryota, Metazoa, Chordata, Actinopteri, Labriformes, Labridae. Gene Ontology annotation, cellular component: plasma membrane; cytoplasmic side of plasma membrane; cell-cell contact zone. The record is from RefSeq and is a predicted model, not a curated record. Gene Ontology annotation, molecular function: beta-catenin binding.
CCUCCUCUCCUCUCUGAUGACAAGCUCUCAUUCCCCCUCUUCCAAACUCCUCUGGAAAAAAAAAAAACUCCCGACCUCCAGGAUUCUCCUUUAAGGCUUCGCCUCCCCUCUUUCUUUUUUCAGUUGAACCCAUUUAUUUUCCAUUUUCAUUUAAUGUAUUUUUUUUAUUUUGUCUAACCCCCAUUCGCAUCCCUAAACCCGCGCAGAGAUGUGAGAAGAUAACCAGGACCCCCCUGCAGCCAGCGGUGACUUCUUUCCUCCAUGCUUCAGAGAUCCGAAAAUCCUCAUCCUCCACCCCCAAUAUAUUCAAUCUUUUGGACGUUCAUCUGCCUUUCAACAAUGUGGGAGAACGUGCGCUGACAUUUCAGCGGCGAGGAUGCCAACCACACGCCUUGUUUUCUCCCUGCGCUGCUCUCAUCUUUGUCUUUCCAGCGGGAGAGUAAUGACAGCUUUGCGCGGAGGCAAAGUUUGAGGCUAUUUUUUUGGGUCUCCCACUCACCUGCCCUGCUUCUCGCGUGCACCUCACUCCGUUUGACCGAUAACGAGGACGAUUACAAGAACUGUUGACGAGCAAGUUAGAAGGGACCUGAUUAUUGUUCUGGUACAUUUUAAGUGGGAUUUCGCACAGCUAUUGAAGGUAUUUGAUGUGCGCAACGCUGAAGGAUAUGGCUUAAAAGAAUGGUUGCGUUACUGACAGCUGGAGGAAGGUCCGUCCCUUGAGUGUUUUUUUUUUUUUUUUUUAUCAGAUAUUGUCGACUUUGGAGGAAACCCAUCUAAAUGGGAGGAUACCUGCAGGACUGAGACGGAUUUGGCAGUCGAGAAAAUGUGGGUAAAACGGAGUGUUGCACGCAGUCCGUCUGCCACGAGGCCAGGCAGCUGUGUGGGGAACCGGGUGUGGAUUCUGCUGGCUAUGACUCACCUCACUCUGGACUUCUCUGUGUGCAGCCCACUCAGCCAGGGUCUAGGGAUUAAACUCACCCCUAAAUCAGUGCCUCGCUCACGACCUCGGUGGCAGCUUCUCUGGGACAUGCCCAACAAGCUUCACUGGAGAACAGUAAGUCCGUUGGCCCGCCGGCUCCUGAACCCUAUUCCUCCACCCCAAGACAAUAGGGCAGGGAUAGGACCGAAAGUAAAGGGUCAUUUGCAUUGGAAGCCAGCAUAUAAAGGACAACCAGCGUGUAAGGAGUGCCAGUUGAGAUACUCUCCAAAGGAGACAAGUGAUCCUUUGGCUGUAAAAGCCGAUGCUCCUGGAGCUUUAUCCAGCGGGAGUACAGGAGACACCGUGAGGUUGUUACUCAGAGCCAAGAGGCAGCUCAAAUGGGAAAACGACAAGUCUCAGGAGGGGCGGACUACCACAGUGGCCGGAUUUAUUGACUGGGGGCCCACAGGGACAGAUAGCAUAGAUGAUGAUAGCAAAUUGGAGCCUAACGGGACGCUGUCCACAAGGGUCUCAACUACCACAGUGGGCACAACCACUAGCACUACAACCAGGCUCUCCCAAAGGACGUUCACUGUGGUGACCACACCAGAGGCCAAGAGGUUAAGCACCACCAAGGCCACUGUCAGCUUCGGGGAGACUGUCAAACCACCAAAGCCAUAUGGGGACACACCAGGUUUGGCAGUUCACCAGAUAAUCACAAUCACUGUGUCUCUCAUUAUGGUUAUCGCAGCCUUGAUCACAACACUCGUCCUUAAAAACUGCUGUGCACAGUCAGGAAAUGGCCGCCACAAUAGCCAUCAGCGCAAGAUCCACCAGCAGGAAGAAAGUUGCCAAAACCUGACAGACUUCACCCCAGCCCGGGUUCCCAGCAAGGUGGACAUAUUCACUGCCUACAAUGAAAGCCUACAGUGCUCACAUGAGUGCGUUCGGACUGCAGUGCCGAUUUACACUGAUGAGAUGAUCCAGCAGACGCCUGUGUACAAAACCGCUUACAACGGAAACAGGCCUUCCCCCACUGAAAGACAACUGAUUCCUGUGGCCUUUGUGUCAGAGAAAUGGUUCGAGAUUUCAUGUUGACGAGCUGAAGGCCUUGUUCACUUCAUGUGGGUGGAAGAGACUUCCUCCAUACACACGCUGGAUCGAGUUGGAAACAAGAAACACACAAAACAGCGUCUUUUGUAAAAUAGCGUGAUCACUCUUUGGACACUGGUUAAGAUAUUUAUUUUUCUAGCGAUGACAAGCAGAGCAGCCACAUUGCUGCCACUCCAUAUUUCCAGGAACGUACAGUCAUUUAGUUAUAGAUUAUAUAUAGGUAUAUUUACAGGAUUUGGGGGAACAAGACUGUGGACUUUGAGUACGUCUCAAGAACAAACAAAAAAAACACUUGACACUUGUGAAAGGAAUCCACGGAGCUGCUGUGGGGGGAAGAUAUGAACUGUAUUUCUGAACAAUGUGCCAAUAAUGCCACUAUGUGCCACAACAUGGAUAGCAGGAAGAUUCAACAACAACAACUUAUGGACUUAAUGAGUGCUAUAUUAACCCUGUAUCAACUCCAACUACAUUUUUCUUUUGUUUUUUUGUUUUUUAAAGAAAUGUGAAAGAUUAAAAAAAUGUGACAAAUGUAUUUGAAUAUGUUUUGAAAUAGUUUUAAGAAAUGUGUUAUAAAAGAGUGUAAAAGAUAUUUAUAUGAAGCACUAUUCUAUUAGUCAGGGGGGAGGUGGAAAAAAAGACACGGUAUAUGCUUUAUUGAAGUGUUGAUUUUGAAAAGCCUGUUUCUAUUGGUCCCAUUUUAAAAGAAAAAACAGAAUAGUUAUGUCUAUUUUUUUACACGAGAGUCUGCCACAGACCUUACAGUAGAGGUCCAAAGCACUAAGGAUCCAGCACUAUUAAAGCUAGGGUAGGCAAUUUAUGUGAGAGGCAUUUUUUGUUAUAUCUGUAAAAUUCUCUUUACGUCCUAUAAGCAAUCAAUAAAAAUAAAACCCCAUAUCAUUUGGCUUGUAAUAAGCCAUAUUCAAUCAUUUCAUUUAGCUUGAUGGAAUGAUUAACCUGCCAGUCUACCUGCGUGUACUCUGCCUGUAGGCUCAUUCACCACAAGUCUUCUACAACUAAAGCUCAACAGCGAGUCACACUAGAAGGCAGAAAGAGACAGUAGGAGAUGGUUAAGCUUGGCGCACAGUGCACGACUGAGCAGCGUGUUCUGAAACCUCUUGCUUUUCAUUUCUGUGUGCAUGUUAACAGGUUAGAGCAGCCACACAGCUUGCAUAGGUGCUCUGCCCAGACGCAGCUCAUUGCUGCUGCACAGCACAAAGAGAGAAUAAACAGCCCAUUCUGUUUUACCAUGCAUGAUUCUCUCUGAACACAGUCUGUGUAAUUGAUUAGUAAAGUCUAUACAUGCAGAAUGAAUUAAAAAAUUAUUAAACACA